AUGUUUUCAUCAGAGCUCGACUUAUUUACUAAGAGAAAUGAUGAAUAUCCAGUUGUCAAACGUAUGAGUCAAAUAUUAUGGACUAGUGUAUGGACUAAUGGUGCAAUGAAACAUCAAUGUCAAGCUACUUCGAUUCCGUAUCAUAGUUUUACUGAUGGGUCUAAAAGUUGUGAUGGUAAUGGUACUGGAUAUGUUGAUAUAUCUGGUCAAAAAUUUAAAAUCUCGGAAAUGCAAGUUUAA
This is a messenger RNA of Lodderomyces pseudojiufengensis, 240 nucleotides long. RefSeq lists its product as uncharacterized. The record is from RefSeq and is a predicted model, not a curated record. The coding region runs from base 1 to 240 and encodes 79 amino acids. NCBI's taxonomy places the organism in Eukaryota, Fungi, Ascomycota, Pichiomycetes, Serinales, Debaryomycetaceae. The transcript is spliced from 2 exons.